CAGUCGACUAAAGCAGCUUCGACUUCGAGUAAGAACCGCAUCUAACAAUCAAUCGUGCACCAUGGUUUCAUCCAAAACUCUCCAAUUCCUCUGCGUCCUUGCGGCAGUCCUAUUCAUGACAAUCAACUGCUGUAAUGGCAUGGCACUCAAGAAAGAUAUCAAAGAGAAGUCAUCCGACUUUAAGCAAGAUCUAGAGCGAAAGUUCAACCAGACUGUGGAAAAAGUGGUGGAAACUAAAUCGUUUCUGAUGAACGCGGUCGUUUUUUCAAUUAACAAGACUGCAGAUGUCCUACUGGCAACCAAACAACAUUUUAAGGAGACUAAAGACUCUCUUAAGAACAAAAUGUCAGGAUCUGUCAGCAAAACGGCACAGAAAUUGGAGGAAUUGAAGGAAGAGAUUCACGGACAUAAACGAGCCAAGACAGCCACCAGUCAGGCGGGACAAAUUGUUUUCGUAUCCAGAGAUUUCCUCGUCGCUCCUGUGUUUCCUAUCAACGAAUUUCCCACCAUUCCUUUCGAACCUUCUACGACCCCGACCAAGUCUGUACCGUUCGACAUUUCAAAUCCUGUUUUAUCUAGUGCGUCUUCAUAAUUUCAAAUGCCUAACUUAAAGACAAAUUUUGCAAUUGUCUGAUUCAUUUAUAAGUAUGCAUACCGGGAUAGUUCACAAUAUACUUGACUUACAACCUA
Molecule: messenger RNA, 690 nt
Organism: Daphnia pulex (common water flea)
Lineage: Eukaryota; Metazoa; Arthropoda; Branchiopoda; Diplostraca; Daphniidae
Exons: 2
Coding region: 62-592 (176 amino acids)
Source: RefSeq, a predicted model, not a curated record